AGCCACAGAGCUCAUGUUUUCCAUAUGCAAGCAUUAUCGGUUGGAUGGGUGCAAAGAGCGGAUUUUUGAAGUAUAGGGUUGUAGUGUAAAUAAGCAUUUUUUAUAAGGGGCAGAGUUGUAAACAAAUUUUCAGUGUUUUUUGCCCUUGCAAUUUUCACAGAAAGGCCUCCAAAACCCUCGUUGAAUUAGGGCCAAGGGGUUUGCACUUUGCAGGAUAUCAUUCGUAAAGGAGAAAUUUGAGCACAAUACUCCUCUCCAAGGUAUAAAUUUCUCUUCAAGGGAUAAACUUGCGGUCGAGAUGAUUGAGGUACUUUUUGAUGAUGCGAUCGUCUAGAUCCAGAUGGUAAAAAGUUUGACAAAGGGCAAGUCAAAAUCACUUGCUGACAAAUUCGAGUAUGUCAUUCAUGGAUUGUUGUACAAGAUGUCAGAGGAUGAUUCAUCUGGAACUGUGAAAGUGUAGUCAUCGUGCCAAAAGGCUUCUUCGCAGAUUAUAAUCUUAAUUUGAGAAAAGUAUGAGUCUUUGUUGGAGAUGGCCAAAAGAGCUUAUUCCAGAUUGCUACACAAACCAAAUUCCUGUACAGUCCCACAAGAAACAAGGCAUGCCCACUUAUGCUCAGAACUAUACUCAACUUCCGAGUACCACAUACAUACCCAUCUCCUCAACACGUGCAUCCACCAAUGCAAACAAAUUCAGUCCCGCCGGCUGUUCGACGAAAUGCCCGAAAGGCUUUCACUUGCUUCGAAAACAAGUAAAGUGGUCCAUUCACAGAGCUUGAAGCUUGGGAUUGGAUCACAAGGGAGGCUGGGUAAUGCCAUUGUGGAUUUGUACGCCAAAUGUGGCAAUAUUGAGUUUGCAGAAAAGGCAUUCCAUCGGCUAGAGAGUGUAGAUUUAUGUGCUUGGAACUCGAUUUUAUCGUUGUACUCGAGGCAGGGAUUGCUUGAUCAGGCUCUUUGGCAUUUUGGGUCGAUGAGGAAUUGCGGGGUGGGGCCGAACCAAUACACUUUUGCUGUUCUUUUAUCUGUUUGUGGUAGACUGAUGGAUGCAGAGUUUGGGAAACAAGUCCAUUGUAAUGUUAUCAAGACGGGGUUCGAGUUCAAUUCAUUUUGCGAAGGUUCUCUUAUUGACCUGUAUGCUAAACUCAAUUAUGUGAUCGAUGCUCGUAGGAUUUUUGAUGCUGCUGAGGAACCCGAUACAGUUUCUUGGACUGCAAUUAUUUUUGGGUAUGUUCAAGCUGGUUUGCCAGAGGAGGCAGUCAAAUUGUUUGAAGAUAUGCAGAAACUAAGCUGUUUCCCUGACCAGGUAGCAUUUGUGACUGUCAUUAGUGCCUUUUUGGAGCUAGGAAGGCUUGAUGAUGCUUGCCAAUUGUUUGCCCGGAUGCCUAACCCAAAUGCUGUGGCAUGGAAUGUGAUGAUUUCAGGGCAUGCCAAGAGAGGUUAUGAGUGGGAAGCUGUCAAAUUGUUCCAAAACAUGAGGAUUGCUUGUGUUAGAUCCACAAGAUCCACAUUGGGUAGUGUUUUGAGUGCCAUUGCAGGAAUGGUGAAUCUUGAGUAUGGAUUGCAGGUUCAUGCACAGGCUACGAAACAAGGGUUUGAUUCUAAUGUUUAUGUGGGAAGUUCUCUAAUUAAUAUGUAUGCUAAGUGUCAGAAAAUGGAGGACGCCAAGAGAGUUUUUGGUCCUUUUGAUGAGAAGAAUGUUGUGUUGUGGAAUGCAAUGCUUGGAGGUUAUUUGCAGAAUGGGUAUGCCGGUGAAGUCAUGGAGUUAUUCUUUAGUAUGAGGGUUUCGGGUUUCCAUCCUGAUGAAUUUACCUAUACUAGCAUUCUGAGUGCAUGUGGUUGCUUGGAAAACUUGGGAAUGGGUCAGCAACUCCAUUCGUAUAUAAUCAAGAAUAAACUUGAAGAUAACUUAUUUGUUGGAAAUGCAUUAGUAGAUAUGUAUGCUAAAUCUGGUGCUCUAGAUUAUGCAAGACGAAAAUUCGAGCUACUGAAGAACCGCGAUAAUGUUUCUUGGAAUGCAAUUAUAGUAGGCUACGUGCAGGACGAAAAAGAGGACGAGGCUUUCAAACUGUUUGAGAGAAUGACAUCGGAUGGUAUCACACCCGACGAAGUGUCCUUGGCCAGUAUACUAAGUGCUUGUGCAAAUCUCCGAGCGCUUGAUCGAGGAAAGCAAGUACAUUGUUUAUCAGUCAGAUAUGGUUUAGAAACUAGCCUUUACGCUGGAAGCUCCCUUAUUGACAUGUAUGCUAAGUGUGGGGCUAUUGCCACUGCAUAUGAAGUUUUCAUUUCCAUGCCGGAGAGGAGUGUGAUCUCCGCUAAUGCUCUGAUUGCUGGAUAUGCUCAACACAAUUUAGAGAAAGCUGUAUACCUGCUACAUGAUAUGCUGGCUGAAGGUUUGAAGCCGUCUGAAAUAACCUUUGCCUACCUUCUAGAUGCAUGCACUGGGCCUUCUACACUAAAUCUUGGAAGGCUAAUCCAUUGCUUUAUACUGAAAGCAGGGCUUGCAUACGAGGAUGAUUUCUUGAGUAUUUCCCUUUUGGGCAUGUACAUGUGUUCCCAAGGCAAAAUAGAUGCAAAUAUUCUUUUUUCAGAGCUCCCAAAUCCAAAGAGUGCAGUGUUAUGGACGGCUAUCAUUUCAGGACAUGCUCAAAAUGAUUGCAGUGAGGAGGCUUUACAGUUUUACCUAGAAAUGCGAAGGCAGAAUGCCAUGCCAGACCAAGCAACAUUUGCCAGUGUCUUGAGAGCAUGUUCGCUCUUAGCUUCUUUGAGAGAUGGUAGAGAGGUUCAUUCUCUCAUUUUCCAUACUGGUUUUGACUUGGAUGAGUUAACGAGUAGUGCAUUGAUAGACAUGUAUGCAAAAUGUGGGGAUGUGCAAAGUUCAAUUCAAAUUUUUACAGAAAUGGAUACUAAAAAUGAUGUUAUUUCUUGGAAUUCGAUGAUAGUUGCAUUCGGGAAAAAUGGAUAUGCAGAAGAUGCACUACGAACAUUUGACAAAAUGAAAGAGGCCCAUGUGAAGCCCGAUGAUGUGACUUUCCUUGGUGUUCUCACUGCGUGUAGCCAUGCAGGAAGGGUAUUUGAAGGCCGCCAAGUCUAUGAUAUCAUGAUCAAUCACUAUCAUAUUGAGCCAAGACCUGAGCAUUGUGCCUGCAUGAUUGAUCUUCUCGGCAGAUGGGGCUUCAUUGAUGAAGCACAGGAGUUCAUCCACGAACUUGAAUUUGAACCCGAUGCUAUGAUGUGGGCCACAUUCCUUGCCGCUUGCAGACUACAUGGGGAUGACAUAAGAGGGCAGCAUGCAGCUGAGAAACUAAUAGAGUUAGAACCCGAAAAAUCUUCUCCCUACGUGCUGCUUUCUCACAUACAUGCUGCAUUAGGGAACUGGGAUGGGGUUAACUCUGUGAGGAGGAGGAUGAAAGAAAAAGGUGUGAGGAAGUUCCCAGGGUGUAGCUGGAUAGUAGUGGGAGAGAAGACAAAUUUAUUUAUCGCAGGGGAUAAGUCUCAUCCCAGUGUUGAUGAAAUACAUAAAGUUUUGAAGGACUUGACAGAACUAAUGAAAGAUGAGGAUUACUUUACUAAAAUUGAAUGUUUUGUUUGCAACAUCGAAGACUAAGAUCAUGCCUCUUCUCCUGUCAAGUUAUUUAAGGAGAUACCAAAUCCUCUAACAACUGUAGUGGAUCAAACUAUAGACUAACAUAAAUCUGAAGGAAAGCUUCUACAUGGAGUCCGGAGUGUGGUUGCGAAAGUAAGCGACAACAUCAUGCGAGCAAGACCAUUUUUUGUAAACCAAAGUUCCUGAUUUUUAUGAAUGGGUUUUUCACUAUCUUUUGGUGCUUUAAAAGUUCUUAUCAAUAUAAAAGGGGUUGAGGUUUAAUUUAUGAGAAGGUAGAUACAACCAUAUCACGUAAAUGACUUGUUUUCCAACCCAUAUCUCAUGAAGUACGAAAUAUUCUGGAACGAAGCCAAAUGGGAUUGAAAGUAGACUAAGUUAGCUUCCCUACGUUUCAAACCACGAGAAAAUCCUAGCUUUGGAGUGACUUUGGGAAUUGGGAAAGUUAGCAUAAUAAUGCAGAAUUUGUCCUAAGAGACACUAAAAGAGAGAGCAUUAAUGUUGAAGACAAGGAGUUACUAAAAACGGGAGUUUGAAGUUUGAACAAUAUCCUCACACACUAGAGAAGGUGGAAUUUGGGGAGAGAAAAAAGAGAGCAAUAAAUGUUUAAGAAAAGGAGAGAGUGAGUUAACAGAUGCACAUAGGAAUACACACACUUUCAUCAAUUGACUGGCUUGAAGAUAAACUUCCAAAGGCAUUACCGAUGUAUUGUUUUGAUAUUCGGGAGGCUGAGGUGGAGUUUCUUAAAUAACACCUAUUUUAUGGGUCAUUUGAAAGCAUACUGCUUGGCCUUGAAAUUCAUGGCAUAACUUGCCCUUGAAAUCCAUGGACUGAUUUGUCAUCCAAACAGGCCUAAUAGAUUUACAGACCAGAUUUCACAUCUACUUAUCGAAACGGACUCUUGUUCUUGGUCCAAUAAAUUUGGUGUAGGUUUUUUUUGCAGUUUACUGAUAUAGAAACAAUACUCGUCUCUGCAUAGAGAAUUUUGACUGAACUGAUAUUUGUGUGACUCCCUGCAAUGUUUAAUUCAAGUAGCACGGUUAUUCAUGUUGUUUAGAUAGUCACAUACUACAAGCAUAAGGUUCCGUUAAAUUCAGAAUAUCACUUCUAAUUCUAAAUGACGUUCUUAUGGAAGAUUGGUGGAGGAUAAUAAGUUUUGCUAGGGUAUUCAGCCUAAGAUGCAGAACUCUAUGAAAGUGUUGUCCAUUAUCUGUUGAUUUUACUAGUGAAGUUGACAUUGUGCUAAGUGUGAAUAUUUACGUCCUUUAUUUCUUUUGAAGGCUGUGGAAUCCAAGUUGCUGGGUUACCAUGGGGUAAGAUGAAACAUUGGCAAUACCAAAAGAGGUUGCCUAAUCGCUUGCUUAUGAAUUUAAAACAAAUGCCUUUAAGACAUCACCAAAUUCCACCAUUCGAGUAUGCAUGGAGAGGCUCUCAAACAAGUAAGCAUCUAGGCACUUUCAAGACUGAUUGGAGAAUGCACUACCUGCAACCAGCAAAUGGCACUUUCUCCCAAAGGUUGUCAGGAAAAAUGUUGUAUAAAAACUUUUUAUUUCAAUUAAUGGAUGGCGCUCUCCUUUUGCUUGCAAGAACACCAAACUUAGAUAUUGGCUGUUGAUAAAAUGGAUGUUGAGUACAUCCAUUUUUGCUUAAACAAAUGAUGUUUUCUCUCCCUUGGAUCUCUGUGGACAGCUUUUUCCCUUCCCUGACAUGGUUGGGUUCCGCAAGUAUGUCUGGUAUUGAAGGUUUUUCGUUCGCAUAUAGAGAACGGUUGGAUGAUGCUCAACUUAUGGAACUAUCCAUGUAUCUAUUGAGAAUCUAUGCUCCACAUGCAGCCUAGGACAUUGUAUGCGUCUCUUAAUCCAAUAGGACAUCCUUCCACUUGACAAGGUAUUGCCCAGGAGUUGAUUGUUGGAUUUAACCUCUUCUGCAUGCAAGUAAUUUCUAUGAUCCAUCACUUCUGUAGUCUUACUUGAAUUAAACGGUUUGGUAUGUGCUAAAGAACACACAUUCUGCACAAAGAGAUCGAGAUUUUUGUUCUGUUUGUUCAUCCGUUACUGUUUAUUACGUAUUAUUAUUACUGCCAUUCCCUAAAAAAGAAAGAAACAAUUAAUUCUAGAAUACAAAAUGCUACGUCUGUUAUCUUUUAGUACCAUUGUGGGCAAGGGAAAUUAGGAUUCCAAAAGCUAAAGACCAGAACUAGGGAAGCUAAAUUCCGAAAAACUAAGGGGUUCAUAACCAGGGCACAACUGUCCAUAUGCUGACCAUACACACUGCCUAGACGUGUCCGUUUACAGAUAGCUGUGUGUUUGAUUGCUUCUCUUCAUCAGGCCGGGCUGCAGGCUGUUGCUGGGCAUCUGGUUUGGCAAGGCCCAUCUCCAGCGAUUCAUCGGGACCAAGUUUCUUGGCUUCAACCUUGUUGUCGCGGUAAAUGGCAUAUAAGAUCAGCUGAAUUGCUCCUAACCCGCUACCAAAACCAUUAGGCAC
Rhododendron vialii is the source of this 6082-nucleotide messenger RNA. RefSeq names its product pentatricopeptide repeat-containing protein At3g09040, mitochondrial. The record is from RefSeq and is a predicted model, not a curated record. The transcript has 6 exons. Bases 530 to 3601 code for a protein of 1023 amino acids. Lineage: Eukaryota; Viridiplantae; Streptophyta; Magnoliopsida; Ericales; Ericaceae. Gene Ontology annotation, molecular function: protein binding; RNA binding. Gene Ontology annotation, biological process: RNA modification.